GCAGAUCCAUUGACCUUUGUCACCAGCUCUUUGUUCUAUGCUUAUGGCUUUUGUGUUCUGCUCAUCUCUCUUCUCUAUUGUUGGAUUGAAGGUAGUACCUAAUGUGGUGGCAGAGUUAUGGAUCUGGAGGAAAGGACUCUGAUGACACUGAUCCAUAUGAAGUGAUCAGUGCUUCCGAACCGGGUCUGGAAACGCUUCCCUCAGCUGUGCGCCGGCGUGUGAGGGCGUUGAAAAAACUUCACAAAAAUCUUCAGGAUCUGCAUGAGGACAAGCUGAAUGCGAUUGUAGCAUCCAUGGAAGAUUUUGCAACAAAAGGCGGCCCUAUAUAUGCGAAGCGGAGGCAGAUCAUACUUGGGAAAAAGGGUUUGGCGUUUGCCGAUGGAAGUGAGGACAUCAGUGGCGGAAAACCGAGCUGGUUUCUUACGGUUCCAAGGUUUUGGCUGCUUGCACUCAAGGGUUCAUCAACGACCGUUGAACUGAUUCGGCGACGAGAUGAAUCCGUCCUCAGUUAUUUGGUCGAUAUUCGGUACAAGCGCAUUAUGGAGGGUUUCACACUGGACUUCGAGUUUCUACUGAACCCAUUCUUCACAGAUCGGGUGCUCUCGAAGACCUUUCUGCGCCAAGAUGGCGAACUGGUGACAGGCUCUGAGGAGUCGGUGGUGCACUGGAAAGAGGGAAAGAAUGUCACUGUACGACAGACCAAGGAUGAGAAGAGUGGUAGAGUUGUCUUCAAACCGUGUGCAAGUAAGGAUACUUUAGCGCUGGUAUGUAUUAGUGGGGGCUGGAAGGCUGUGGCGACAGUGUGGGAGCUCUGGGGACAGCGGCUGUAUGCCUGAUGAUGAGAGUAUGCUGACGUGGCAUUUUGGCUGAGGUGGCACUGCAUUGCGUUGUGGGUGGUACUGAGGCUAUUGACUGGUCAUCUAAAUGCACGUCGGCCCAAUUGGUGAGAAAUUUAUGGUUGGGGCCAGCUAUCUCCAGGUACAUUGUUCCCAUUCCUUAUCUACCCUCUCAAUCUCUUCUUACCGUGAGGAAGCGAGUCCAACUUGAGUGCCCUCUCUUUGGUGAGGAGUCGUGUGCGCUCUACCUUGAGAGACGACAUUCUUCCUAGUGACACAUCUGACAGGAGAGGGUGGUGCCUCUGAAGGGCCCUAGUCGAAGCACGGGUCACGGUCACCAUGCCAACCCAUGGGAAUAGUACACGUAGGCUUUGCUGCUUUGUCCAUUGAGGCUCUUUGCCGUGCCGAUAGAAUGGGUGUGCGGACUGACCAGUCCUAAUGCAGAUGUUCCCAGACCGUCUAUAAACAUUUCUGGUUGGGGUCCGAUUUGUCCACUGGUUGUGAUCGUUGUCCUGAUUGCAACGUUAAAUAAUUCCUGAGGAUUCUCGGGGGCUGUCCUUAAAUUGCCUCUUGAUCAGCCAGAUCAGUCGGACGUAAGGCUCGUUGCACUCGAGGGUAAACAAAGGGCACGCCAGUCA
This is a messenger RNA of Chara braunii, 1474 nucleotides long. The record is from the annotation of a GenBank genome assembly. Lineage: Eukaryota; Viridiplantae; Streptophyta; Charophyceae; Charales; Characeae.